This is a messenger RNA of Argiope bruennichi, 5844 nucleotides long. RefSeq lists its product as uncharacterized. The coding region runs from base 1 to 5844 and encodes 1947 amino acids. NCBI's taxonomy places the organism in Eukaryota, Metazoa, Arthropoda, Arachnida, Araneae, Araneidae. The record is from RefSeq and is a predicted model, not a curated record. The transcript has 30 exons.
AUGUUAUACCUCAUCUGGUUAAGCUCUCAUGUAAUAGCUCUGGAUGCACUUUUGGAACAGUCUUCUGUUCCAAAACAUGCCAAGGAAACAAUAGAACGUUUUAAAAUCAAGUUGCAUAGAACAUUGGAUGAGGUCAGCAUGCGUCGCAGACGUUCACUCAGGAGCGAUGAAAGUGUACAUUAUGAAACACCAGCUAUUACAUCACAAAAAAUACAUUCUCCGUCAUUGCCUGUGGUUGCCUGGUGCGUAGUGCACUUGGGUGAAGAAGAGAUCCCGUUUGCAGCAACUGAGGAAGAAAUUGGAAUGUUUGAUACAAAAUUUUUUCCGCUAGUAAACAUUCCUAAUGAAGAGAGAAUUUAUUCGCUAUUGGGUUUUCAAUAUGAAGAUGACUUAUUUUUAGUAACUAUUCAGUCAGCUGAAGAUGAACAUAGUUUUGGGAUCCAUAAAUAUUCUGAUGAUGAAUCUUUAGUUCUUGAAAAAGUUUUUCCUUUAACUGGAGAAUCAUUUGCAAUGGUUACUGAAGUGCAACAGAUAAUAUAUCUUCCUAUACUAUCAAACAAUGAUUCUGAUUCUAUUUUGAAUUUAUUCGUAUGGCAAGAAUUUCAGUUUGAAUUGAUUGUUGAGCUGCCUUUGAAAGGCAAUGGGAAGUCAUUAGCUUCUUGGGAGAUGUACAAUAUUUUGUUUGUUGCUGUAAGUUUCAAUGACGUUUUAAAGAUUUUCCAUUUUUCUGAAAGACACGAGAGACUGAUUCUUACUCAACGGAUUGAACAAAAUUGCGACAUAGUGAAGCAUUUUAAAGAUGUAGAAAUCCAUAAUUUAGUUUGCAGUGGAAAUAAGAAAAUUCUUUUGUAUAUAUGGAAUGGGGAUCGUUUUUCUGAACAACAGGAGAUUUGUGAUUUUGAACCAGUUGUUGAUAUUACCUUGAUGAGUUUAUCUGAGGGUAAUGUUAUGAUGCUCAGUGUGAAACCUAAUCUCUUGGAGUUUUAUUUUCAAGAUUCUGGAUUAUACAUUAAAUCAAAAGAUGCUGAAAUUUUAGAGGAUGGAGUUCUGAAAAACGUAGAUGUAUGGGAGAAAGCGGGUGUAUUUUAUUUACUGCCAGUGUUUCAUGAUUACAAUGGUAUAACAGUGAUGCCUCUUGAUAUCAAUUUCCCAAAAUCAACUCAACUUCAAGAUAUAAAUGCGUACCUCAGAUGUGUCCGAGAAUUGGAGAAAGUGAUGAAUGAUACUGAUGAUAUAAUAAAGAACCGAGAUUUAAAACACAGUAAUAUUUGGACAAAAGAUAGAUCUUUUCAUAUACCAGAAGUCCACGUGAAGGGUGCCGUUGUUUCAAAUCGAAUAUCGAAAAUUUCACGAAUAUCAUUUAUUGAUUCUGACUCAUUGAAUGCUCAAUCCAUUUCCGGUUUAAUUAACGAGUUAAGCACAAAAUUAAGAAAUCUGCAAUGGUUAUUAAGGAAUGCUGUUUUAAAAUCUACAGAUCAGAAAAUAUAUGGUAACAUUAAAUUUGGUGAUCAACUGUUUAUCUCAAAUGUGAAUAUAUCAAGGCUUACAGAUCAUUUGGAUAUAAAUGGAGUUCAUACAUCUGCACUUACUUCUGUUUUGAAGAAAUCAGGAUCUCAGACAAUUUUACCCAGAUUAACUUUCAAUGGAGGAAAUGUUAAAAAUGUCGAAACAAAUUUUCUAAAUUCUGUAGGAAUAACAGAUUAUCUAUUGUUGUCAAAGCAGUGGGAAUAUGUGAAAGGGCAUCUGCAGUUCAAAGAUCUGUCUGUAAAUAACAUGAAAGUAAAGAGUAACAGACUAAAUGACAUACCUCUGACAGAUAUAGUGACUUGUUCCUCCCCACAAAAUAUUACAAGUUUGAAAACAUUUCAAAAGCUUUCAUCUACAUUUAUUAAUACAAAUGGCAACAUUAGUGGAGUGAAUAUGAACAACUUUAAGAAUAUAAUUUUAAAAGAUACUUCAGAAUUUGGAACAAUGCUCCAUUUUACCUCGGAUGUCACUUUCAGAAAUUUAUAUGUUCAUUCCAUCAAUGGCAAAAAUUUAUCUCAUCUUGCACUAAAUUCUGUUAAACAUUCAGAAGACCAAAUUAUAGAAGGUAUCAAAGCUUUCACAGGAUCAGUGACUAUAGACAAUAUUUUCACAAGCUACGUAAAUAAUAUAAAAUUAAGUGAUCUUAUGACAUUACAUUCUCCACAGACUCACUAUAAUGACUUUGAGAUCGUAGAUGUAUCAUUUAAAGAAAUCAAAACGCAUUCAGUUAAUGGCAUUGAUCUUAGCAAGGAAGCAAUAAAAAAAACUGGUGACUUCAAAAUAAACGAUGAAGUGAGUUUCACUCAACGUCUAGUAGUAACUGACGAUAUUAUCCUGAAAGAUGGCGUUUUACUUGACGGCAUAGAUUUAUCAAAGGAAGUGCCUUCUCUUAUUUCAACAAAGAAGGAUAUUUUUAACGAUUCUUUAGAUAUCUGCAAUAUCAUUGUGAAGAAUAAUGUCGAAAUUACCGAUGCUAGAAUAAAAUCUUUAUUAAGGAGUCUGUUGAAUGAUGUCUGGUUAAAAUCCAAAAGACAGUAUGUGCCUUAUGUUCAUUUAAAAGUGAUGAAUGCAAAGGAUUUGAAUGUGAACAGCCUGAAUGGUGUAUCAUUUAACGAAAUAGUUUUAUGCAAUAAACAGAGUGUAAUCAAUUCCAAGAAAGAAUUUGCUGAUAUCGAAGUUCAAUCCCUUUCGUUACAAGAUGGAAGAACUGUGAAUGGUAUUGAUUUCACUUCAGAUUCCUUAAUUUCUUCGUUUCUUGAAAAGUUAAAAAGUUUCAGGGUUAAAGAUAUGAUAAUUAAGGGAAAUUUGGAUUUACCUACUUUUAAUAAUAUCAACAUUUUUGAUUUGAUGCAAGUUGAAAAAUUCCAAGUAUGUGUUGGAUCUAAAACUUUUCAUUCCAUUUUUGUGAAUGAAUUAAUUGCUUCUACUCUGGAUUUCGAAAACAUCUAUAACAGAAGUUUCUCGGAAUAUAUUGCUGAUUCUGUUUCUCUCCGGCCAUUGGAAUAUAUUUUUAAUAAAAAAUUUAAUUUUAUAUCAAGUGAGGGAUUGGAUAUUGCUGGUUUCUUAAAUGGAAAAAAAUUUAAGGAUUUACUCGAGUCCGUUGCUACAUUGAACACUUAUCAGGUUAUUAGUUCUGAUAUUGAGUUCAUCAGUGGGCUAGAAAUGAAAAGUGCAACAAUGCAAAAUUUAAAUGUUCCCAACAUGGAAAACAUUGUUUGUAAAGAUAGAGUUGAAAAAAAUAUAUCACACAAGCAAUUUCAAAUAAUUUAUGCUAAUGAAGCCGACAUUGGAUAUGCUAAUGGAGUUGAUAUUGCAGAAUUGCAAAAUGCUUUCUUGAAAGGGCAGAAUAACUGGGUAUCAAGCAAAAUGAGAUUCAAAUCUGGUUUUAAGACAUCAAAAAUUCAAAUCAUCUCACCUGCUUCUAUUGAUGGUGUAAAACUUGACAAUACAUUCAAACUAAACAGUGCUAACAAUUUAGCAUCAAUGAAUUUAUCAAACAUCCACGCCAAGAAUGUUGAUGUAUUUGGCAAAGUAAACGGAUGCGAUUUAUCAGGUGUUAGAGAAUUUCUUAUGAAGAACAUCUUUGUCAAGACUAAAAAGUACUUUACUAAUCUAGUUGUAGAUGGUAACUUGCACGUGAAAAAUGCCCUGAAUGGCUUAGAUGAGAGUUCCUUUGGUGACAUAGCUUCUAGUUUACGAUUUAUGUCUAAUAUGAAGAGAUCUUAUAAUCUUUUCAACGUGAAAGCAACUCAACUUAAAGUUCUUGGUGCCAUGAAUGGGAUUAACAUUGAUUUUCUCUUAAAGGAUGCUGUAAGGCCCCAUUUGCCACAAACCAUAAUGGGCAGAAAAAGUUUUUCAAAGAUUACUACAAGCAACAUUACUAUAAACAAGCUGAAUGUGGCAUUUUUAAACAAAUUGAAUAUCCCUUUAUUAUACAGAAAGUAUCUGAGUAAGACAGCAAACCAGAUAAUAGCUUUGAAUUUACCAAAUAUUACUGCUGGGGAAGUUUUCAUCGAGGGCAGCUUAAAUGGAGUGAAAUUACCUGAAGAUGUUGUACUUGUCCACACAAAUGAAAAAAUAUCGUCUGAUGUAAUCUGUAAAGAACCAAUAACUUCAUUCAACAUGCAUAUAAGAGAAAUAAAUAACACUGAUCUACAGCAAUUUUUAAGAAGUAUUGUAUCUUUAACAAGUAAUGAAAAUAUCUCUUCAACUUUAAUUUUUGUUAGAGAACUUGUCUCGAAAGGUGAUUUGCAUAUAGUAAACAGUUUACAUGGAAUUAACUUAAAUGAUGUUGUAAAAACAUCGAAUGGAUUUGUACAGAAUUCUAUUACGGGGAAUAAAAUAUUUCUAGAAGAACUAAAUUUGAUGUCUGAUUUUAGAAUAUCUGGUGCAAUCAAUAACAUUGACUUAGAAAACCUUUACGGAAAUUUAUGUCAAAGAAGUAAAUUUGAAUAUUUUGAAAAUAUGGUCUAUUUUGCUGGGCUGAAAACUUCAACAUUAUAUGUAACUAAUGUCAAUAACAUUUCUUCUGAAGCGUUGUGGGCGCAUAUUCAUAACAUAGAAGAAACUGUGCAUGAUCAGUUAGACGAUGCUGCUGAUACUAUGAAUGAAAUUAAAUACAAGCUUCUUAAAGUUAAAGACAGUCAAAAUGAAUCUUCUUCAGUCUUGGCUUAUUUUGAACUACAUCAAGUAUUAAACGUAGGCUUUUCCUUGAGAUUUUUACCCAUACUCGAUGCUGGUAUAUUUGGGGAAGCAUAUCAGUUAUCAUCAAAAGAAAUGAUUGUAUGGGCCAAUCAAAACGAUCAAACUUGUACAAGUUUUAAAUCUUUGAAAUUUGAAGUUCAGCAAGAUGGUACUCUAAAAGAAACUGGGAGACUUCGCGGAAGAAUAUUUCCUUGCAGUCUCCGAGUAUUAGAAGAUGACGUGCAAGGAUUUAAACUUCAUGUAGAUCGAGCAUCAAGAUGCACAGAGGAACGCAAAAUAACGGAUAUUAUAAAAACUGUCUUUACCAGUGGAGACGAUAGUGUGUAUGUUAUGCCAUCUUCCAAUUCAGUUGUACUUGAUGCAAAGCUACUGGAAACAGAAGAGGGAAUUUUCAUAAUAAUUGCUUAUGAAAUGAGAGAAAAUGGAGAAAGAAUGCAUGUAUAUGAAUAUGAUGGCAUCAAUGAUACGUGGAAUAUUUGCCAAAAAUUUCACUCCUCAAAUGUCUCUUCCUUUGACUUUAUCUAUACUGUUGAUGAUUCAGAAGAUCCCAUGGGUUAUUUGGUGAUCACAGGAAAAGAUGCAACUUCUGGAAUUUAUCUUUAUCUUUGGGAUUUUCAAACAAAAGAGUUCAUCUUCAAAUCCAGUAUCUCAAAAGUGGUAUCGACUUCAGCUUUCUGGAGCAACACCGACAAAGAUAUCUAUCUCUUUCUUGCAAAAGAAAAAACAAAAGUUUUCAAGAACAAUGUUUGGUCAUUUGUUUAUUCUGAGCCAGUAGAAGUUUAUGUCCUCGAAGAUGAUUUAAAAUUCUGCUAUGAAAUAAAUAUUUAUGGAAUUUCGUCUUUCGAUACUUUUAGAUUAGAUGGUGAAACAUAUAUUCUAGCUGUGAGUCCUCAUUUACAGACAGUUUACCUGUUGCAAUACCGAGGAUAUGCAGGCUUUCAAGUAAUUCAAGAAUUCAGUGCACCUGGAGUUGUCUCAGUAUCAGUGUUUUCACCUGGACACGAUAUUUUUCUGGCUAUAGCCUCCAAAACAGGACAAACAAGAAUACUGAAAUGUGUAAUGAGGGGAAGAAACUUUGUUGAAAGCAGAGAAAUUAAAGAACUUAAUUUCUAA